AUCGUUAUCAAGCCCCUUCUCAGCGCCGUAUGGACCGCCGCAUCUCCACUAUCUUCCAGCGAGCGACCUUCUCAGGUGAGUCACGCCGAACGACCUUCUGCGUACGGGCCGCUCAUCAUUUUCCCUUAAUCUCGCAGCCGACCACUACCUCGCGACCGCCGUCCGAGAGACAUCCGCCACGCGAGAGACCUAUUCGCCGUCAGCACUAUGAAUUUGCCGAGCAAGCCCCUGCUAUACUCCGCCACGAACCACCCGGUGAACCCCCGCCUGAUAUCUGCUUUCCACCAUUCUGUUUAUUCAAUAAAAAACUACCAGGUUUCUCUUCUAUACUCCGCCUCGGACCACCCGGUGAACCCCCGCCUGAUAUCUGUUUUCCAGAGAUCCUGGGGUGUCUAUGCCGGGUAAAGCCAGAGUACGUGGACUCAGAAAUGGCUGAAUGCGGAGCAGGUUUGAUUUCUAUUUCUAUCAUCGAGCUGUUACAUCAUCUUUCCGGCAAUGGAGUUUUUGCUGAUGUUUUGGGCUGCUUGAUAAGCAGUGUGAGCAUGGAACUGUACUGCGCUGAUCCGAUUCAAGUUCUCAAGGUGUUAGCCUCGGCGGUGGGAUAACAUACUCCUAAUUGGGAUGCGUUGGCGGACAUAGACGUGGUUGGAGUGCUACUAGAGCUGAUGUUGUUCCUCGAUUAGUAGAGCGAUUAACAUAAGAGGCUUUAAAUGAAGAUAUUGAAUAGCAGGUAUUAGGAUGGUGCAACAUUUUUCUAUGGAACUCUGGUGGAUUUAUUGUAAGUUGUAAAGGGUAUGAUUAAUUCGAGUAUGGAGCUGGGCAUGAUGGUUUUCAUGGCUGCCACUAGGAACAAAAUCUGACCUCAAAUGUUACAUGUGAGCAUUUUUUUGUGUGGUUGCUUCGAUUUAGCAAGAAGGUCCCGAGGCUAGUAUUUCGAGGUUGAUAUCUUCAAGACACUCUAUUAGAGAUAUGUCAACUUAGAAAUGCGAUAUAAUGGGAUUUGCUAUAUUUUUUAUUAAAGUACUUAGGCUUUUCUUAUUUUUGUUUGGAACAUUUUGAGAUUGUUAGUUCGUUUAUUUAUGGUUUUUAAUUAGCAAACAUACUAUUAUUGUUAUUUUUUCUAAUUUAUCAUCUAGAACAUAGUCCC
Striga asiatica is the source of this 1147-nucleotide messenger RNA. The record is from the annotation of a GenBank genome assembly. NCBI's taxonomy places the organism in Eukaryota, Viridiplantae, Streptophyta, Magnoliopsida, Lamiales, Orobanchaceae.